Schistosoma haematobium is the source of this 3886-nucleotide messenger RNA. Its product is annotated as Phosducin-like protein 3, variant 2. Gene Ontology annotation, biological process: protein folding. The transcript is spliced from 7 exons. Bases 786 to 1508 code for a protein of 240 amino acids. Lineage: Eukaryota; Metazoa; Platyhelminthes; Trematoda; Strigeidida; Schistosomatidae. The record is from RefSeq and is a predicted model, not a curated record. Gene Ontology annotation, cellular component: cytoplasm.
GUUAAUAUAUUCAAAACGAGAUUGGACCUCCACAGUAUUACAAACUGCAAGGAUUAAUAUAGGGCGAUAGACCUCCUAUCCUUAAUACUGAAGACUGAAGAUAACCAUUCGAAACAAUUUGAUUGGCGGACAAUACACACAGUGCGUUACAGUAGCCAGCACCUCAAGGAUUUAGUAUAUAAUAAACGAUAGAUCGGAGAUACAUAAUAUGAAAAUCGGUUAUUUACGAAGUCUGAUUAUAGUGAAGCGUUUUAGUUCCUUAAUUUUAUACCUCAAUAUGGUACCCUAUUGAGCUACCAAAAACAACCAAUAAAGUAGGAAUAAAGGCGAACAAAAGGGUAGUAAAGGGGAAACGACAGUGAAACGCGCCAAAAUGCCUGCUUUUUUGCCUUUCCGGAGGGAUAUGAUGCGGAUUUCGCCUUUUGCAUCGCUGUUUCAAAUGUCGCCGAAUUGUCUACUCUUCGCAUAUAUACACGUCGAUUUAUCUGAUUUAUCUUCCACUUUCAGCACUUUGGCAUAAUUCAAAACGUCUCAUGUGUUCGUCUUUAUUCCCAGGUCACACUAGACGAAAACUGCAAUCCUUGCAAAAAAUGAUACAUGUUUAAAAAAAUUUAUUGAAAAGAAAAGGCGUAACAUUUUACAACAUUAUGAGUAGCUGGUAGAUGCUAGAGCAUAGGCAAUGAUGGAUAUAUUUAUGUGAUUGAGUAUUGGUGGUCUCUGUUAUCUAAAUUUUGAUAAAUUUUUCCUUCAGUCGGGUUCCAAAUUCAUUCUCAUUAGUGAGGAAUAUGUUGAAUCCAAACGAAGAUACUGAAUGGAACGAUAUUUUACGUCAGAAAGGGAUUUUACCACCGAAAAAGAUUGAACCUGAAGAAGAAAUCCCUCUACCUCCAGAUCCAAAAUCUAUUUUAGAUAAAUUGACAUCGGAUGAGUUAGAUGAGAAACUUGAUUUAUUGGAAGAUGGAGAGAUUGAUGAUGAAGAGGCUCGUUUUCUUGAAGAAUAUCGACGUAAACGCAUUGCGAUGAUGCAGGAGGUGGCAUCAAAAUCUCGUUUUGGUAAUGUACGGGAAGUCACCAAAGCUGACUGGACAACCGAAGUGACAAAUGCUGGUGAUACAUUUGUUGUAAUCCAUGUUGGAGAAAAAGGGCAUGGAUUAUGCAGUUUAAUUGACCAACAUUUUCGUAAAUUAGCACAAAAAUUUCCCACAGUGAAAUUUCUUCGUGGUGAAGCUAGCUUAUGUAUUCCAAAUUAUCCAACAAGCAACUUACCAUCAAUUCUUAUCUAUAAAUCUGGUGAUUUAAAAGAACAGUUAAUUGGUCCUGAAGCUGUUGGUGGAAAUACGGUCACUGUGAAAGAUGGAAGCUGGUCCGUCCUCUCUCACAGUUGGCUGUUGCUGAUGAUGUCCAACCUACGGGCAUGGAGUGUCUUAUGUAGACAACUAUUUAGAAAGACUUGUGCCUUUUUAUUGCUGGUUUUAGUAGUCCCCCGAGUUUCAACUUCGUACAGUUAAACUGUUUUUGUGUUCGUAUUGAGGAUUCUGACUUAGAUACUGGUUGACAGUCGUUUUGCGUUCUAUAUGUUAUUCAACUGUAGGAAUGCUUUCUUUGCUUUGCCAAUCCUCGCCUUUACGUCCGCAUCAAAUCCUCUUUGUUCAUCGAUGAUGCUACUCAGAUACGUGGGAGUUUCUACCUAUUCCCGAGUUUCUCCAUCAAGUGUGAUUGGGUUGGUGUUCUUCGUGAUGUGCUUGAUUAUCGUGCUUUUCCCUUGUGUACGUUGAGGUGUACUGAUGCAGAGGUUUCUGCUACACUGGUUGCAUUGACCUGCAUUUGUUCGUGUGUAUGGUAUGUGUUAUAGCGUUCGGUCUUCCUCGUCUGCACUAAUGGGACGCUACUUUGCCUUAGAUGAAUAUCUACACUAGAUACCUCCCAGUGUUUGUUUUACAGGACUUCAGCACAACUCAGAUCAAGAACACGUGAAUAGAACGUAAGUAUAUUUCUACACCAUAAGCCGACAGCAAUGCAGUAAUAAUACGGGUAAGAGAAUAUAUAACUCAUCUAACAAGUGCCAGAAUAUCUAUUGAUCUGACUAAGCAAAUAACCAAUUAUUAGCUUCCUCGCACAUACAUCAGUAUAGAGGAGUCAGGACAUCUGCGAAGUCCAUAUCUUCUAAUUGAUUCUGAGUUGUCCAUUGUAUUCCGCGCCUCCCCUCAGAUAUCGAGGUCUUCAUAAUCCAGUCAACCACCAGUAAAGGGAGAAAAGAAGCAGCCUUAUCUGACUCCGGUCCUUAGUUGGGGUGCGUCUAUCGGCUGUCCUUCUACACUUUAGUCCGUCGUAUGUACUCCUCAUGAUGUUUGGAAUCUCAGAUACACCAUAGUGUCGAAGAAGUUUCCAUAAUGUUCUCCUAUCCACAAUAUCAAACACCUACUCAUAAUCAAUGAAGUUGAUGUUUAGUGACGUGUUCCAUUCAGCUGAUUGUUUGGUGAUGAUUCGUAGUGUCGCGAUCGGGUCUGUGCACGACCGAUCCUUACGGAAUUUAGCCUGACAACCUCGAAGUUCGGUGUCUACUGAGUCUUUCGUCCGGUUCAACAACACUGUUGGAAUCUUUCCUGAUACUGAUAGCUGUGUGUGUGUUGGUGGUGACGUGAGUGACUAGAUCAUUUUGUGUAUCGUGAAAGGCUGAGCGGCCUAUGCAAUUCCGAGCUACUUUAGCGUCGUUAUGAUAAGAUUUUGGCUGUAUAAGGUUGGGUGUACAACGCAUCGGUGAGAGCAGUUUCGCUCUAUGGUUGUGAGACUUCGUCUUUUGAGGUCGAGGAUGUUCGUCAGUUCUGUUUAUUUGGUCAUCAUAGUUUCCUUAGAAUUACUGAUAUUUAGUAGUUACUCGUUCGUUGUUGAAAGCUACGACUGCUAAUGAUAAUCGAAAACACUCUUAUACUACUGUUUCAACGUUUCUAUUUAUCUCAUUGUUAUUGAAUUAAGCAAUAUUCAUUAUUUCGUUUUAACUAAAAUUUCUGUAGAUGAUUUUUAUUUUACAAAUGAUAUUAGUCUACAAUAUAUUCUAAUAACUCAUCCAAUCUUAUUUCCCUCUUCAUAUUUCGUGUUUUCUUUUUUCUUCACAGAAUUAGAAUGGCAUUUAGCCAAACUAGGCGUAUUAGAGUCGAAAUUAACUAAAGAUCCAUCGAAAAGAAUGAAUAUUAAACUGGCUCAUAGUAAUCGUAUCAAACAUAUAGGUGGUGAAUUGUCUGAUGACGAUGAGGAGGAUCAUGAGACUGACGAUGAUGAUAAUUAAAGAUAAUUUCAAAUAGAGCAAUUGAUAUGGUUUUCUUGGCUCAUGCUCAAAAUCUUGCAGUCUUCUUUCCUUUUCGCGCCAAAAUACUAUUUGUAUGUGUAUACUAAGUUAUUGUUUUUCAAGUAUUCUUUCUAUGUUUCCUACAUAUAUUGGGGUUUUCAAUUUUAACAAAUUAUGGAUUAAAUUCAUUCUGCCUUUAAAUUAGUUUGCUUAUAUUGAAUUGAAGUGCUUCGAAUAAUUAUAAUAGGAUUCUAAUCUCUCUGUUACUAUUAUGAAUUAUUGGUUGGUCUCUUUUUGCACAUGUGACGCCUUAGCAGAUAACCUCGAUAUUGACAUAAAGACAAGUAUUUUUAGCAGACUUGAGAAGUGUAUAUCAGCGGGAUUCAGGGUUCGUGUUUCACUUUAUACAUGACUCCUCGACGAUGUUCCAUGCACCCUAGCAUCGAUGUUCAGAUGGGACUCGAAUCGAAUGUUUUUAGCUCCAAACUCCUAACGACCUCUAACAUUUUGCAAAUCAUCACUUCAACUAUAGGGUUGGUAUUGAAUUCAUAAAAUUAAUUGACUGUGCAAGUUUCCUUGUUAAAUUUGUUCAUUAGAAAACAC